CCCUCGACGCGCGCCUCCGCGGCCUAUCGCUAACAUUACGCAGGACCUUCCUGAAGCGCAAAGGCGGUCUGUUCAAGAAGGCACACGAGCUGUCUGUGCUCUGCUCUGUGGACGUUGCGGUCAUCAUCUUCGGCCACAACAAGAAGCUGUACGAGUUUUCAUCCGGAGACAUCAACGAGACCAUCGGUCGCUACCAAUAUGUCACGCAGUAUGGCGGCGCGCACGAGCACAAGGGGCCGGAGGACUUCAUGGGCAAGAAAGACGACGACGAAGAAGACGAGGACGACGACGGCGCGCCUCCGCGCGACUCGCACACGCCGCCGGAGCAACACGGCCUGAUGCCACACCACAUGCAGCAUGCCCAGGCCUUUCAACACGUCCGUCACGUCACGCCCUCCGCCUCGCCGCCGAUUCCGAACGGGUUCCAGCAUCGCGGGCCCUCGCCGCAACCUCCCCACCACCUGUCGCGACCGAAUUCGCGUCUGGAACAGCACCCAGGUCAUGUCCGCCGAAGCUCCAAUCUCGCUCCUCCCCAACCGUACCCUUCGCAAGCACCGCAGCCGCAGCCCAGCUAUGCCUAUAUGCCGAACCCGCCGUUCUACAACCCUCAAACUGCUCAGCGGCCGCAAGGCCCGCCAGGUGCCCAGUACCACUAUGCAACGCACCCUAUGCCAAAUCCUCAAGUACAGCAGUAUAUGCAACAGGACCAACGCCGACAGUCUAUGCCGCCCGUGCCCCAGAUGCAGCCUUCCCCGCAAAUGCAGCCAACGGCACAGAUGCAAUCGCACCCAUCUCAGCACCAACAACAGCAGCAGCAGCACCAGCAGCAGCAACAAAUUCAACAGCAACAACAACAGCAAAUCCAGCAUCAACAACAGCAACAGCAAGCGCAACAGCAAGCGCAACAGCAGGCACAGCAGCAGCAGCAACAGCAACAGCAACAAUCGCAGACACCACAGCCUCCACCGCAGCAGCAACUUGAGCGACCACCGCAGCCUACCAUCACCGUCCCGUCACCACCGCAGCACCAUGAUUUCCAGAGCCCACCCCUUCCGCAGCCAAAGCCGUUACAUGCCUCCGCCAAGCACAGUAUAUUCACACCUAUCGACGAUAGUCAGUCAAUGCUAGCCGCGCAUUGGGGUAGCAGUAGUAUGGUUCCACCUCGCAGUGAUCUUCACGCCGUGAAACAAGAAAAUCGGUCGCAAUCAAUUGAUGUAGCUGCUAUGUCACGGCUCCAGCCAAACGGUCCUCAGUCUUUACAGCCCCUAAAGAUUCCAAGCCCACAACCGCCGCUGCAACCUCCUCUACGAACGCAAUCUACCUCGUCCGUACCCCCAAUAGCUCCGCCCACGCGAACGAACAGUCUACAGAUGGACAAAAACAAGCCGAAGUUACGAGUUCAGAUACCAAGCGAGCAUUCCGAUGGAGGUAGCGCUACGGCCGACUCGUCACCCAAAGACUCAAUCUCAGGCGCCACGCCAGCUCGCAGCACAGACGCCUCGCACUCGUCCGGCGUCGUUCUCCCACCUCCAUCACCGUCCGCAAAUUCCCUUCUCAGCGCUGGCGCAACCGGGCCCCCAAACCCUUUCGCUCGCCCACCACCCCCUACGAACAGCAACUCGUACGGCAGCAGCAAUCGUGACAUGGAGACGCCCAUCUCGGCACUGCCGUCACGAUUCGUUGAGAACGGGUUGCUUCCAUCACCAAGCAGCUUCUACCCAGAGUGGGGUUUUGGUCGCGGUGAUUCCAACAUGCUGCCCAGCCCGUUGACUUUCCAAACACCAGUCGUCACAAACGGGCCGUCUUUCGCACGCGAUGAUUCUGCAGAUCGCAAACGCAAGACAUCUGACGGGGGCAGCGAUACCAGUCAGAAGAGGGCGAAGACUUAGGUGUUCUUGACCUGUAGUACCAUUUUAUUCUUCCCUUCUGCUUUCGAGCGCGGCACUUGUUUCGCACAUAUGUUGCCUUUCCACAGCGUGCUGUUUUGUUCGAUGUUGUAGGCGUUAUAGGAUACCCACGACACCCGAGUAUGUUUGUUGUUUCGUUCAGCUAUGUAAUGCCAUUGGGUGUCUUGAGUUCAAGACGCGAAGAAUUGCACGAUAGUCACGAAGAUGGAGAUGAGGCCUUAGGCGUAAAUACCAAUUUAAAGAUUAAAAGCAAUCUUCACUCA
Messenger RNA from Boeremia exigua, 2170 nucleotides. RefSeq lists its product as uncharacterized. The record is from RefSeq and is a predicted model, not a curated record. The transcript has 2 exons. Bases 249 to 1889 code for a protein of 546 amino acids. NCBI's taxonomy places the organism in Eukaryota, Fungi, Ascomycota, Dothideomycetes, Pleosporales, Didymellaceae.